CUACUUCACACCACAUUAGAGAGAGAAAGAGAUAGAGAGAGAAUUCGCCGGAGAAAAUGGAAAUUCUGAGAUCUCAGAAAAAAUCUUCUUCAGACGAAAUCGCCGUCGUUUCUAUUAUCCCGCUUUACCACUCUCCUCCUCAACUGGAAGUUCGUCUCGAAGAUUUCGAACUCUUCGCCAUUGAUCGUCUCUGAGUACUCAAGGGAAUAUCUGACGGACUUUCUCGAGGAAACAAGCAUGAUGAAAUUGAAAUAUUGGGAGGAAUUGAGUAAAUGGUUCUUGUCCAUGGAAACAACUCUUUCCCGGUAUCGAUACAAGCUUGAGAGCUUAGAAAGUCAGAGGGCUCUACUAGCUGAGUUUAAUCUUCCUUACAGAGUUGUCAGCAAUGCAGAAUUUGAGAGUGUGAAGGAGAAGCUAUCACAAGUUGCAAGAUCUAUUGGGCAGCCUUUGAGCAACGGUGCCAUUGGAAGAAGUUCCUGAACUUGUUGCUGGGUGCAGAGUUUCCAUCCAUAAAGGGCAUGCCUACGUUGCUAUGAAUCAGGUUGUUUCUCUUAUUGUCGCGCAAUUUCGCAGCAAUUAUCAAAAGCUCUAAUACUCACAAAUAGCUUAAAAACAAAUGGCAUACGAGGAUCGAUACGUGCAAGCUCCAAAAUAUGAUUGUCUUUUGUUUGAUCUAGAUGACACUUUAUAUCCUCUUAGCUCUGGGUUGGCAAAAGGAGUCCUGAAGAACAUUCAUGACUACAUGGUUGAAAAACUAGGCAUCGACAGGAGUAAGCUUGAUGAUUUGUCUAACCUUUUAUACAAAAACUACGGCACAACAAUGGCUGGUCUUAGGGCAAUUGGCUAUGAUUUUGACUAUGAUGAAUAUCAUAGUUUUGUUCAUGGGAAGUUGCCUUAUGAGCACCUUAAACCGGACCCAGUUUUAAAGUCUCUUCUAUUGAGCUUGCCUUUUCGUAAAGUUAUAUUUACAAAUGCGGAUAAGAUCCACGCGGUUAAGGUGCUAAGCAAGCUCGGGUUAGAGGAUUGUUUCGAGGGUAUUAUUUGUUUCGAAACUUUGAACCCAACCCACAAAAAUUUUGCUUCUGAAGAUGAAGAUGAUAUCGCAUUUGUGGGAUCAAAGCCUAUGGUUUCCAACAUCAACAAAGCUAGUGAUACUAAUGACACUCAAAUUUUUGACAUAAUUAGUCAUUUUGCUAAUCAAAAUGUUGCAACAUUGCCUAAGACACCCAUCGUUUGUAAACCUUCAGAAUACGCAAUUGAACAAGCACUUAAGAUAGCCAAUUUGGACCCUCAUAGAACGAUAUUCUUUGAUGAUAGUGUCAGAAAUAUAUUGGCUGGAAAACGUGUGGGUCUUGACACUGUACUGGUGGGUACUUCUCAUAGGCCAAAAGGUGGUGCUGAUUAUGCAUUGGAAAGCAUCCACAAUCUAAGAGAAGCAUUACCAGAGCUUUGGGAAGCUGAUGUGAGGGCUGAAGUUUACUCUGAGAAAAUAUCAAGAGAAACAUCUGUCAUUGCUUAAAAUAAUUACCGAGGUCCGGCGGAAAAAUAGCUCGAUGCCAGGAUGAUAAAAAGCUUAACGCCUCUCAUUCUUAUUACUUUUCGAUAAAAAAAAAAAAAACGAAAAGCUCGUCUUUACCUCGUCCAAAUUUAGUUUUCUGCUUCUACUUCAGCACGCGAAGUAGAAGUAAAAUGGCACGAAUAAAUAAAUUAUUCGAAAGAAGCUAGUUAAAUCAUGUUCGGAGAGCAUCAUCUAGUAGGACACCCUUCUCUUUCAAAAAAAAAAUCUAGUAGGACACCCUGUAUCAUAAAUGAGAUAUGUACAGUUUUUCUCAUGUAUUUAUGUUCCAAUUCCAAUUAUUUUGGCA
Molecule: messenger RNA, 1865 nt
Organism: Beta vulgaris subsp. vulgaris (sugar beet)
Lineage: Eukaryota; Viridiplantae; Streptophyta; Magnoliopsida; Caryophyllales; Amaranthaceae
Exons: 15
Coding region: 617-1519 (300 amino acids)
Source: RefSeq, a predicted model, not a curated record